AUGCAUUUACUUUAUAAUGGAUUUGGACAAGGCAGUAAGAAUUUCCAUGGAGUUGGAGUUGGAGUUGGAGUUGGACUGGCGCUGGCAGCUAUAGUUUAAUGGAAUCAUCAAGACUGAGCCUUUGUCCUUCAUCUUCGGUCCCUUGUCUGGCGCCUCCCCAAUAAAUAUAGUAGAACCCUAACUACCUCCACUUCACUCACUCUCACUCUUUUACAUUUCACAGUUUAAUCACAACCACCCACUCAAGAAAACGAAAAAGAAAAGAAAACUACAAGCCCAGGUGGAUUAGCCGCCUUCUUGUUGUGGUGAACUGAAGAAUAAAUGUUGGUGGUGGUUGAUGGGCUGCAGUUCUUGAUAUUUGCUGCUGUUUGUGUGGAAAAGACAGGAAUUUACUGUGGGAGUGCUUGGUGACCAAGUGGGAUUACAACUAUUGUUACUGUGCAGCAUUUUCUGGGUUUAUAUUCCUUUCUUGGAUCAAUGUAAAUGAUUCACAUGGAGAAAAUGUGAGUAAGAGGUAGAAGGAGGAAAAAGGAACAGGAAAAGAUAUAGAAGUGAAGUUCAAGUUCGCAUAUUGGAUCAUCCAUUGCCUAUCUAGUGAUCGUGCUGAUUUGAUUGCGACGACUGGAGGUGUUGGAAGAGAAUUGAGUAAAAUGAGGAACAGAGAGUUGAAUGGUUCUUUCGUGUUCCUAAUAUUUUCAGCUCUUCUGAUUUUGGGGAAAGCAGAAAUAUACAUUGUGACACUUGAAGGAGAGCCUGUGAUAAGCUAUAGAGGUGGUGUUAGCGGAUUUGAGGCCACUGCAGUGGAUUCUGAUUCUGAUGAGAAGAUUGAUGUCACCAGUGAAUUGGUCAUAUCCUAUGCCCAUCAUCUAGAAAAGAGGCAUGAUAUGCUUCUUGACAUGCUGUUUGACCAAGGAACCUACAGAAAAAUUUAUAGCUACCGUCAUCUGAUUAAUGGAUUUGCAGUUCAUCUUUCACCUGAGCAGGCAGAAAUACUUGGACGAGCACCUGGCGUGAAAUCUGUGGAGAGAGAUUGGAAAGUGAGAAAACUCACCACCCACACUCCACAAUUUUUGGGGCUCCCAACUGGAGUGUGGCCUACGGGAGGUGGAUUUGAUCGAGCUGGAGAAGAUAUUGUAAUAGGCUUUGUUGAUUCAGGAAUUUAUCCUCAUCAUCCUAGCUUUGCAACUCACCACUCUGAUCCUUAUGGACCUGUUCCGAAGUAUAGAGGUAAAUGUGAAAUUGACCCAAACACAAAGAGGGACUUCUGUAAUGGGAAGAUCGUUGGAGCUCAGCAUUUUGCUGAAGCUGCUAAAGCUGCUGGUGCAUUUAAUCCAGACAUUGAUUUUGAUUCUCCGCUUGAUGGUGAUGGACAUGGAAGUCAUACGGCAGCUAUUGCAGCUGGUAAUAACGGGAUUCCAGUGAGGAUGCAUGGGUUUGAAUUUGGAAGAGCAAGUGGAAUGGCACCACGUGCUAGGAUUGCUGUGUACAAGGCACUCUACAGAAUAUUCGGUGGAUUUGUUGCAGAUGUAGUUGCUGCCAUUGAUCAGGCUGUUCAUGAUGGUGUGGAUAUUUUGAAUCUCUCAGUGGGCCCCAACAGUCCUCCCGCUACUACAAAGACCACGUACUUGAACCCUUUCGAUGCUACCCUUCUUUCAGCUGUUAAAGCUGGAGUGUUUGUUGUACAAGCAGCUGGCAAUGGAGGUCCUUUUCCUAAAACCUUGCUGUCUUACAGCCCAUGGAUAGCAACUGUAGCUGCUGCAGUUGAUGAUCGGAGAUACAAGAAUCAUCUUACCUUGGGGAAUGGAAAAAUCUUAGCCGGAAUUUGUUUGUCUCCUGCUACACAUGCAAAUCGAACAUUCACAUUGGUUGCAGCUAACGAUGUGCUGCUGGAUUCCUCUGCAGCCAAGUAUAGUCCUUCUGACUGCCAGCGGCCUGAAGUUUUGAACAAAAACUUAGUGCAGGGAAACAUUCUUCUCUGUGGUUAUUCUUUUAAUUUUGUUGUCGGCACUGCUUCAAUCAAGAGAGUCUCAGAGACUGCUAAGAGUCUUGGUGCAGCUGGCUUCGUCCUAGCAGUUGAAAAUGCUUCUCCAGGGACAAAAUUUGAUCCUGUUCCCGUUGGUAUUCCUGGGAUCCUCGUGACUGAUGUUAGCAAGUCAACGGAACUUAUUGACUACUAUAACGUCUCUACACCUAGAGACUGGACAGGGCGAGUAAAGAGCUUCAAAGCAGUGGGAAGCAUUGGGGAAGGCCUGAGGCCUAUACUCCAUAAGUCUGCACCACAAGUUGCACUGUUCUCUGCUCGAGGACCUAAUAUCAAAGAUUACAGUUUUCAAGACGCAGAUCUCCUGAAACCAGAUAUUCUAGCUCCCGGCUCUCUAAUUUGGGCUGCUUGGGCUCCAAACGGAACAGACGAGCCAAAUUACGUCGGUGAAGGCUUCGCAAUGAUAUCUGGAACUAGCAUGGCUGCACCUCAUAUAGCCGGAAUAGCUGCUCUCAUGAAGCAGAAGAACCCUCACUGGAGCCCUUCUGCUAUCAAAUCGGCAUUGAUGACUACAUCGACGACCAUUGACAGGGCCGAGAGACCACUUCAAGCGCAACAAUAUUCAGGAUCAGAGACUAUGUCUCUGGUCCCGGCAACACCUUUCGAUUAUGGAAGUGGGCAUGUGAAUCCUAGAGCAGCUCUGGAUCCUGGACUCAUUUUUGAUGCAGGAUAUGAAGAUUACUUGGGAUUCUUGUGCACGACGCCUGGAGUGGAUGCUCACGAGAUUAGUAACUACACCAACAGCCCCUGCAACUACACUCUGGGUCAUCCAUCAAAUCUCAACACCCCCUCGAUCGCAAUUUCACAUCUAGUGGGAACUCAAACAGUCAGUCGCACAGUCACGAAUGUGGCUGAGGAAGAAACCUAUGUGAUAACAGCAAGAAUGGCACCGGCAAUAGCCAUCGAAACCAAUCCUCCAGCAAUGACUCUAAGACCUGGUGCGUCCCGGAAAUUCUCUGUUACUCUCACUGUACGAUCAGUCACAGGAACCUACAGCUUUGGCGAGGUUUUGCUUAAAGGCAGUCGAGGGCACAAGGUCAGGAUCCCCGUUGUGGCCAUGGGCUACAAUCGAUAAUGUAGCCCCGAAAGUUAAAUCUGGCGAUAUUCUUUGGAUUUAUGUGGAAUAAUAUGCGUAACGUGGAUGGUUUUUGUCCAAAAAAUAUAUAAAUGUAAAGAUAAAGUAGCAUGAGGGGGGAGACAUACCCUGGUUUCGUCCCCGAUCUAUAUAUAACUUUUGAGUUUAGUUCUGUAAGGUCGUGGAAUGGCUUGUGUUCCAUGUAAGAAUAUAGUUUGAAGAAGGCUUAGUAGGUUUGACAUCCUCUUUGUACCGUAUUUUUGACUGGAUGUAUGUUGUAAUAAUAGCAGCCCUUUGUUUUACA
Messenger RNA from Sesamum indicum (sesame), 3420 nucleotides. RefSeq names its product subtilisin-like protease SBT2.5. Gene Ontology annotation, biological process: proteolysis. Gene Ontology annotation, cellular component: cell wall; membrane. Gene Ontology annotation, molecular function: serine-type endopeptidase activity. The record is from RefSeq and is a predicted model, not a curated record. Lineage: Eukaryota; Viridiplantae; Streptophyta; Magnoliopsida; Lamiales; Pedaliaceae.